Messenger RNA from Camellia sinensis, 2139 nucleotides. NCBI's taxonomy places the organism in Eukaryota, Viridiplantae, Streptophyta, Magnoliopsida, Ericales, Theaceae. The record is from RefSeq and is a predicted model, not a curated record.
CAUGGAAGGGUCUGCUGAAGAAACAUCAAAGGAAGUGUCAGCUCUAUCAUUGGAGCCUGAAGUUCGUAGCAAAAAUGCUCUCAAGAAAGAAUUGAAGAAUAAGCAGAGAGACGAGGAACGAAAGGCCAAGCAGGCUGCUACCAUGUCAAGGCCCCAUGUUCAGAAGCCCCAAGCUGCAGAUGACGAGGACAUGGAUCCAACGCAAUACUUUGAAAAUAGGUUGAAAGCCCUUGCAGCUCAGAAGAGUGCAGGAAUUAAUCCCUAUCCUCACAAAUUCCAUGUUUCAUUGUCGAUCCUUGAGUAUAUAGAGAAGUAUAAAGGCUUAAGUAAUGGGGAGCAUCUGGAGGAUGUUGAAAUAAAUUUGGCUGGGCGAAUCAUGAACAAACGAUCUUCUUCUUCGAAGUUGUUCUUUUAUGAUCUACAUGGUGAUGGUGCCAAAGUCCAAGUUAUGGCUGAUGCAAGGACAUCAGUGUUGGAUGAAGCUGAAUUUUCCAAGUUCCACUCUGGCGUGAAGCGUGGAGAUAUUGUUGGUGUUGUUGGGUAUCCAGGAAAAAGUAAAAGGGGGGAGCUGAGUGUUUUUCCACGCUCAUUCGUGCUGUUGUCGCAUUGUCUCCAUAUGAUGCCCAGGCAAAAAGCUGGUCCUGUUGUAGAAAAUGCCAAUGUGAAGGAUAUAUGGGUCCCAGGAAGUGCCAGGAAUCCUGACACUUACAUUUUAAAGGAUCAGGAAACUCGGUUUCGUCAACGUUACUUGGAUAUAAUGUUGAACUUCGAGGUUCGACAAAUAUUCAAGACCCGAUCGAAGAUCAUUUCAUAUAUCAGAAGCUUUCUUGACAAUCUUGGUUUCUUGGAGGUUGAAACUCCAAUGAUGAAUAUGAUUGCUGGGGGAGCAGCUGCCCGUCCUUUUGUGACCCACCACAAUGAACUGAACAUGAAGCUGUUCAUGCGCAUUGCACCUGAACUUUAUCUCAAGGAGCUAGUUGUUGGUGGACUGGACCGCGUCUAUGAGAUAGGAAAACAAUUCAGGAAUGAGGGAAUUGACUUGACACAUAAUCCUGAGUUCACUACUUGUGAGUUUUAUAUGGCUUUUGCAGACUAUAAUGACUUGAUGGAGCUAACAGAGAAAAUGCUGAGUGCGAUGGUCAAGGAACUUACUGGCGGCUAUACCAUUAAAUAUCAUGCAAAUGGGUUAGAGAAUGACCCAAUUGAAAUCGAUUUCACUCCCCCUUUCAGGAGGGUUGACAUGAUAGAAGAGUUAGAGAAGAUGGCAAAUCUUAGCAUACCCAAGGAUUUUUCAAGCGAUGAAACUAACAGAUAUUUGGCAGAUGCAUGCAUGAAAUUUGAUGUCAAAUGCCCUCCUCCCCAAACAACAACUCGUUUGUUGGAUAAACUUGUGGGGCACUUUCUGGAGGAGACAUGUGUAAACCCUACUUUCAUUAUUAACCAUCCAGAGAUUAUGAGUCCAUUGGCAAAGUGGCAUAGGUCAAAACCAGGCUUGACUGAACGUUUUGAAUUAUUUGUCAACAAGCGUGAAGUUUGCAAUGCAUACACGGAGUUGAAUGAUCCUGUGGUACAACGCCAACGGUUUGCUGACCAACUCAAGGACCGACAAUCAGGUGAUGAUGAAGCAAUGGCUUUGGAUGAAACAUUUUGCACGGCUCUUGAGUAUGGUUUGCCCCCAACUGGUGGUUGGGGACUGGGUAUUGACCGACUAACAAUGAUGAUGACAGAUUCGCAGAACAUCAAGGAAGUUCUACUCUUUCCGGCCAUGAAACCUCAGGAUGAACCUUCUGCUAAAGAACACAUCCAAACAGCUUCUGGCUUGGGUCCAGUAUAGGUUUUCAAUCUGCCAAUAUGCAUGCAAAUCUGCCUACAGAUGGUUUACUACCGUUUUGGUUAUGCAUUUUAAUCUGCCUGCAGAAGGUUUACUUCUGUUUUGGUUAAAUUGUUUCUAAUUUCAUUUCUUUUCAUUUCAUGUACUUUUGUUUUGGCAGUGAGAAACAAACAUAGGAUUGAAAACAUUAAAAUCGUGUCAUGUUUUUGUUAAAUCUGGAUUGAGGGCUGCUGUUGGCUUUUUGUCAGAAUACUAUGAAAGUCAUUUCCAAAUUUUGGUUAUAAACUUACAUAUUGACAACCAUUGUU